This is a messenger RNA of Capsicum annuum, 1709 nucleotides long. RefSeq names its product nuclear transcription factor Y subunit A-10. Gene Ontology annotation, molecular function: DNA-binding transcription factor activity, RNA polymerase II-specific; RNA polymerase II cis-regulatory region sequence-specific DNA binding. The record is from RefSeq and is a predicted model, not a curated record. The transcript has 6 exons. The coding region runs from base 254 to 1216 and encodes 320 amino acids. NCBI's taxonomy places the organism in Eukaryota, Viridiplantae, Streptophyta, Magnoliopsida, Solanales, Solanaceae. Gene Ontology annotation, biological process: regulation of transcription by RNA polymerase II.
CAUGUAACUCCAUUUUUUUCCACUUGUAAAACCAAACAUCCACUCUUGUCCUCUCUCUCUCUCCUCUUUCUCUCUCUCUUUCUUGCUUGAUAUUGUACCAACAUGGCUCCUAGCAAAUGGGGUUUCUCUUGUUAACAGUACAAGCACAUACAUCUUAAUUUCUUCUUCAACUACUACUACAAGGUGCAACUAUUACUUCUCAAGGAACUUAAUUCCUUUAGAUUUUCAAGAAAAGAAGGCGUGGAUUGCUUUUAUGACCAUGCAUACUACUAUAUUUUCCAAAGGAAAUGAAGGGGUUGUCCAGAAUCCCGUUGCAACAUUGUGCACUGCUCCGUGGUGGAGUGGUGGCUUUGUGUCUCAAUCUAUGGCUUAUGCUGAACCUUUUGGACAAGUGAAAUCUGCAUCGGUGGAGCAGCCGCCGCCGCCGCCUAAGGGGAAUGCGACCGAGUUCACUAUUUCCUCGGUUUCUCCUUCAGGGGAUUGCAAAUCUUCAGCAAAUGGGCAAAAACUUUCAAACAUUCAGACUGCUACUUCUGUUCGUGCAGCUAAUAUGGACUACCGAGGUCACUUUGAGCUAGGUUUUGGUCAGUCGCUGAUUUCUGCAAAAUAUCCUUAUGGAGAGCAAUGUGUCGGGUUAUUUUCAGCUUACAGUCCUCAACUCUCGGGCCGCAUUAUGCUACCACUUAAUUUGGCCUCUGAUGAAGGUCCAAUAUUCGUAAAUGCUAAGCAGUAUCAUGGAAUACUUAGGCGUCGAAAGUCUCGGGCUAAGGAGAUGGAGAAAAAAGCUCUUAAACCACGCAAGCCAUACUUGCAUCUCUCUCGCCAUCUCCAUGCUUUGCGCCGUCCUAGGGGCUGUGGUGGCCGCUUCUUGAACACAAGGAACAUGAAUGGAACUAUGAAGGAUGGAAAAACCAACGAUACAUUCAGGGCAAGCGAUGUUCAAAACUUUUACCCCACCGGAUCCCAAAAUUCUGAAGUGCUGCAGUCUGAUAGCAGCAAUUUGAGCUCACCGAAAGAAACAAUCAACAGCAGAUUCUACGAGUCGUCUGGGGUCACUAACAUGUACUCUAGUGGAAAUCUUGAUCCUUUUCCAUUCCAGAACCUGAGGCCGCUUCAGGUUCAGGCAAUACCAGACAUGAUGAAUACUGGACUCGGCAUUCUCAUGACCGAUAAGUGGGUUGGAACAGCAGAUAGCUGUUGCAACCUCAAAGUUUGAUAGCCUUGGCUUGAGAACGAGGUCAGGUGUCACGACUUAGAGCCUGGCCUCAUCCGUGCUGCAACCUAAUGCAUGCAUACGCAUUUUGUUGCUUGCAAAUUGGCGGAUCAUCCUUGGCUAUCAUGGGCAGUUCAUCCUUGGCUCAGCAUUAACGCAGCUGCCUCUAUCGUUCAAUUGCUAUCAAGCAUCGUUCUCGCUGUCAAGUUAAGUUCGAUUGCUAUCAAAGCAACGUGGAUGGUAAGAGGGCGCUAAAGCCUUAAUGCUAUUUAAUUUUCAGCACUUGUAGGAUAAAUAAACUUGUUUCUGGAUAUGAUGACGACGAUGAUGACCCUGUCGAUCGGGUCUUUGAUGUUGCAGUUUGUUUGGAUUACUGUUUUGUAAUGUUGGUUUGUGAAAAUACUGUGAUAUAUGUAACUGAACUUUGAUCCAAAUAAUGUGCAAAUUGGUGUGUAUCCAGACUGGGAUAAGUUGAAUGUUUAUACAGUAUUUUGUA